AUGGACAUUGAAGCGAAAAGGAAACAUUGUGGACUCUUAAUGUUCGAUGUGCCAAUAAUAUCUAGGUUAUCAACAAACAACGAUGACGCUGGCGUACCUCCCACGUCAAAUUCUCAAAGUACCGUCGGUUCACUGGAAAUAUGCAAUCAAUCUAUGCCACAGAAUUGCGUCCCACGUUCUCCAAAUUAUCCUGUGACCGUUCUGUCCGCUGGUGCUGCAACUGGAAAUGACCAGAGCACCGUACAGAAUGCUCCUGAUUCACUCGACAGCAGCAGCGAGGAUGGUGGUAAGACACGGCAACCACCCAAGAGAUCACCACCUAGACCACCGAAUGCAUUCAUCUUGUAUCGAAAAGCCAAACAACCAGGGAUCAUCGCCUCUCACAAGCAUCUCACGAAUGCAGAAAUUUCGAAAAAAAUCUCCGACAUGUGGAAAAGCGAAUCCAACGAGACCAUCCUAAUGUGGGAAAGGUUGGCGGAUCAGAAGAAGUUGGAACACAUGCAAACCUACCCAAAUUAUGUAUACUGUCCCAACAAAAACCGUUCCAAGGUUGAUAAGAGAAAGCAACGGAGGCGUUCAUCGAAAAAGGAUUCGCCCAUCAGCACCGGUCCGGUGAGGAGAAAAUCCACGAAGAAUUCCACCGAAAAGACUUCGGACUCUCCCUCCCCUGAGACGGUGACCAAUUUAAAUGUAUUCGGCGCGCAACCACCAUCAAUCAGCAUGUCGCAUCAGCAACACAAUGUUCAUUCGCAUAAUGAUUCGGUGCCUUCUUACACAAUUCUUUCGAGUCCCGAGAUUCCCUUGUUCACGGAAAACCCCGAGGAAUUCGUCAAUUCGCAGAAACCACUUGCACCAACCACACCGAUUACCCCGAACGCACCUCUAACCCCGAUUUCACCUCACCAUAUCCAGUUGCGCGAUAACGAAUUCAAUAAAAUCCGUCAUCAAUAUGGAGAUCAAUUUUUGCGCUACGGCCCAGAAGACUUGCAUCCACACGCAUACCAACCUCCUCAACACCAUCAUGGCAACAAUCACAAUUUCCCGUUCACUUCCGUCAACGGGCUGACCCCCUUCUACAAUGCCAACGGAUUUUCACACCCGAUUGACCCGUUAUGCUGCUUGAUUCCCGAAGUGAUACAGACGCAGCAACAUAUGAUGUCGGAGGCGAUGCUCCACCAUGAUCAACAACCUCACUCCAAUUCCGUCACGCCGUCGAAUGGUUCUCCUGGCCCCAAUGCGAGAACCGCGCUCUACCAGUAUAUUCACCAAAAUAGCGGAAAUGGCGUUAACGGUAACCCCACAAACUCUGUGGUCGGUAACCCUUCUCUUGACGAGAUACUCGCUGGAUUCGAGUGUCAAAAUUAUAUGAAUGAUUCUGUGAACCAUCAUCAUCAAUACUUUCAUUGA
Acaulospora morrowiae is the source of this 1407-nucleotide messenger RNA. The record is from the annotation of a GenBank genome assembly. Lineage: Eukaryota; Fungi; Glomeromycota; Glomeromycetes; Diversisporales; Acaulosporaceae.